AUGGCACAGACACCGAUUCAGUUAACCACCUUCUUCUCCUUCUUCAUCUUCUUGUCUUCCUUCCAACUCGAUCCCACAACCGUGCACGGCCUCUCGACCAAUUCAACCACCACCGUCCUUCUAGAUGGGGCCCGACCUGCCAUGGUAUUGCCGCUCUUUCUCUCUCCUCCAAAUUCUUCCAAAACACCGUCGAAUCUGCAUCGCCAUCUCCAAGGAUCCAAUGCUAACAACAGUCCCUACGCUCGCAUGAGACUCUACGACGGUCUCCUUCUCAACGAGUAUUACACUACGCGGCUUUGGAUCGGGACUCCACCUCAGGGAUUUGCUCUUAUCGUUGAUACCGGCGGUACUGUUACGUAUGUCCCGUGCUCUUCUUGUGAGCAAUGUGGCAGGCACCAGGAUCCGAAAUUUCAGCCAGAAUUGUCAAGCACCUAUCGACCUGUAAAGUGCAACAAUGGUUGCAACUGUGACAAUGAAAAGGUAAAUUGUGUUUAUGGGAGCCUGUAUGGUGAGAUGAGCACUAGCAGUGGUGACCUUGGUGAGGACAUCAUAUCCUUUGGCAUUCAGAGUGAAUUGGCACCCCAGCGUGCUGUUUUUGGUUGUGAGAAUCUGGAAACUGGUGACCUUUACAGUCAACAUGCUGAUGGCAUAAUGGGAUUGGGCCGUGGUGAUCUUAGUAUUGUUGAUCAACUUGUUGAAAAAGGUGUAAUAAGUGACUCAUUCUCAUUGUGUUACGGUGGAAUGGAUAUUGGUGGUGGUGCAAUGGUUCUUGGUGGUAUAUCUCCUCCUUCAGGCACAGUCUUUACAGAUUCAGAUCCUGUGCGCAGUCCAUACUAUAACAUUGAUUUGAAGGAGAUACAUGUUGUGGGGAAGCAGUUGCCUUUGAACCCAAGUGUGUUUGAUGAAGGACAUGUUACUAUCCUUGAUAGUGGUACACCAUAUGCUUACCUACCGGCAGCAGCAUUUGCAGCAUUUAAGGAUGCUAUUAUGAAGGAACUUUAUCACUUAAAGCAGAUCCGUGGUCCUUAUCCAAAUUAUAAUGAUAUUUGCUUUUCUGGUGCUCCAAGUGCUGUUUCCCAACUCUCAGAUGCAUUUCCACCAAUUGAUUUAGUAUUUGGUAAUGGGCAACAUUUGUCUCUAUCACCUGAAAAUUACUUAUUUCGGCAUUCCGAAGAUCGUGGUGCAUACUGUCUAGGGAUAUUCGAACAUAGGUACAAUGAAACUAUUCUCGGAGGAAUCCUUGUCCGCAAUACUCUUGUGAUGUAUGAUCGUGAAAAUUCAAAGAUGGGUUUCUGGAAGACCAAUUGUUCUGAGUUAUGGGAAAGACAUCACGGAACUGGUGCCCCAGCACCAUUGGUCUCAGCUUCAAAUGGACUACUGGGUCAUAUGAUGCAGCUCCUAAUUAUGGCAGUUAUAUGGGUGCCGAAGGCUGCAUAUUAUUCUUGGUACUUGAUGUCAAAUGCGUUGAUUUAG
Molecule: messenger RNA, 1473 nt
Organism: Hevea brasiliensis (rubber tree)
Lineage: Eukaryota; Viridiplantae; Streptophyta; Magnoliopsida; Malpighiales; Euphorbiaceae
Product: aspartic proteinase 36-like
Exons: 9
Coding region: 1-1473 (490 amino acids)
Biological process (GO): proteolysis
Molecular function (GO): aspartic-type endopeptidase activity
Source: RefSeq, a predicted model, not a curated record